AUGGGCAUCCUGGGCACUCGCUCCCGGCCGUGGACGUACCACGUCCUGCAUCGCAAAUGGCCCAGAAUCCCGCGGCUGGCCAUCCGCUGGCUGAUGCUGGUCGAGUUCAUCGGCCUCGUGCCCAUCCUCACCAUCUUCGGCCUCUCCCAGCCGGACCUCUAUCGAACCGCCAUGUGGAAAAUUGGCUGGGACCACCGCCUCAACUCCAACCCCGAUGUCAUCCUCUUUGCCUAUGCCAACCAUGUGCCGCAGCCAAAACUGCCUCUCAUCUGGUCAAGAACAUUCACCGAUUACAAUGUCGCCAUCUCCGUCAUAUCGCUCUUCUUCCUCCUCACCAAGCUCAUCGCCGUCAUCAUGCGGAUUUGGUAUCCCGUUCUGUCCACCCUCGCCAGCAUCGCCCUGGUUGCGCUGUAUGCCGUGAGCGUCUACGGCCAGGUCGGCCCCGACCACAGCGACCCGAGGUAUCCGGCACCAGCGGCGUGGUACUUUCGAUACGGCUGCGACAUGGCCAAGCCGUAUGGGCAGUUUACCAAUUGCAAGAUUGCGCAGGCCUCGCUCUUCAUCACGUUGUACAUGCUUACCGCUUACCUGUUCAUGCUCGGCUUUUCUCUUUAUGCCAUGUGGCCCAAUCCGCUCAACAACUUGGACACCGACGAGGACGAGGACGACGAGGCGUCGAGUGUCAAGGACGGCAAGAGCGUGGAGAUGAGCGGCCUCAAGACGACCUGGGCAUCGGGGACCAUGCCCUACACGCCCCGAACACAGGCCUUUCACACGCUCGACCGGAAGCUUCCGCUAAGACAGCACGAGACGAUGCUCUACUCCUGA
This is a messenger RNA of Trichoderma reesei QM6a, 828 nucleotides long. RefSeq lists its product as uncharacterized. The record is from RefSeq and is a predicted model, not a curated record. Lineage: Eukaryota; Fungi; Ascomycota; Sordariomycetes; Hypocreales; Hypocreaceae. Bases 1 to 828 code for a protein of 275 amino acids. The transcript has 3 exons.